Molecule: messenger RNA, 1022 nt
Organism: Perca fluviatilis (European perch)
Lineage: Eukaryota; Metazoa; Chordata; Actinopteri; Perciformes; Percidae
Gene: med27
Product: mediator complex subunit 27
Exons: 8
Coding region: 1-936 (311 amino acids)
Biological process (GO): regulation of transcription by RNA polymerase II
Cellular component (GO): mediator complex
Molecular function (GO): transcription coactivator activity
Source: RefSeq, a predicted model, not a curated record
AUGGCGGACGUGGUGAAUGUUGGGGUGAACCUGGACGCUUUCUCUCACGCUAUCAGCGGCAUCCAGGCGCUCCGUUCCAGCGUGAGCCGCGUGUUCGAGUCCCUGAAAGAUGGCAUGAAGAACCGCGAGACCUUGGAGGGCCGCGAGAAGCAGUUUAUAGCCGAGUUCCAGGACAACCUGCAGGCAGUCAACAGAGACCUGAAUGAGUUGGAGCGUCUGAGCGGUCUGGUGGGUCGUCCCUCUGAGUCUCAUCCUCUCCAUAACAGCGGGCUGCUGAGUCUGGAUCCCGUUCAGGACAAAACCCCGUUAUACUCUCAGCUGCUGCAGGCCUACAAGUGGUCCAACAAGUUGCAGUACCACGCCGGUUUGGCCUCCAGUUUGUUGAAUCAACAGUCACUCAAACGAUCGGCCAACCAGAUGGGAGCUUCAGCCAAGAGACGACCCAAAGUCCAGCCCAGUACUCUGGUGCUUCCUCCUCAGUACGUGGAUGACGUCAUCUCUCGGAUCGGCAGGAUGUUUCCUGAUAUGACCAUCGAGCUGUUUAGACCCAACGGGACGUCGGCUGUGCUGCUGGUGACCUUGGGGAAAGUGUUGAAGGCCAUCGUCGUGAUGCGUUCGCUGUUCAUCGACAGAACUAUCGUUCGAGGUUUCAACGAGAACGUUUACAGCGAGGACGGAAAGCUGGACAUAUGGACCAAGUCUCAGUAUCAGGUGUUCCAGAAGGUAACGGACCAUGCCACUACUGCCCUGCUACAUUACCAGCUGCCCCAGAUGCCCGACGUCGUCGUCCGCUCCUUCAUGACCUGGCUGCGGAGCUACAUUAAACUCUUCCAGUCUCCAUGUCAGCGCUGUGGUCGUUUCCUGCAGGACGGGCUUCCUCCAACGUGGAGGGACUUUAGGACCCUGGAGGCCUUUCACGACACCUGUCGCAUGUAAACACACACUUCCUGUUUAUCCUGUAAACACACACUUCCUGUCCUCUGUCUAGUUUUUCUGUUUGUAUUUUGUAAAAAGAAGUUUGA